This is a messenger RNA of Nelumbo nucifera (sacred lotus), 992 nucleotides long. RefSeq names its product WUSCHEL-related homeobox 4-like. Gene Ontology annotation, molecular function: DNA-binding transcription factor activity; DNA binding. Gene Ontology annotation, cellular component: nucleus. The record is from RefSeq and is a predicted model, not a curated record. Lineage: Eukaryota; Viridiplantae; Streptophyta; Magnoliopsida; Proteales; Nelumbonaceae. Gene Ontology annotation, biological process: cell division; procambium histogenesis; phloem or xylem histogenesis.
UUCAUCACUCCCCAUUUUCUAACCCCCUACCACAACGCAGAACGCACACACGCUCUCUCUCUCUCUCUCUCUCUCUCUCUCUCAUCUGAAUAUUCCUAUAUAUAAUCACCACUCAGUCUCAGCGUCUCCUACUCCCCCAUGGGAAGCUUGAACAUGAAGGUCCAUCAGCUUGCACGUGGGCUUUGGGAGCACGAACCAUCCCUCACACUUGGCUGCAAGCGCCUACGGCCGCUUGUACCCAAGCUUACAAACGGUGACAGUGUCUCCAAUCUUGAUCUCAAAAGUUUCAUCAAGCCUGAAAGUAGCCCUAAGAAGCCUGCAGGAUCCACGGAUGAGAAGCGACAACCUGUUCAGGUGGAGGCUCCUUCCGGUGGAACGAGGUGGAACCCAACACAGGAACAGAUAGGGAUCCUAGAGAUGCUCUACCGUGGUGGAAUGCGAACUCCCAACGCGCACCAGAUAGAACAAAUCACUGCUCAGCUUGGCAAGUUUGGAAAGAUCGAAGGGAAGAACGUUUUCUAUUGGUUCCAAAACCACAAAGCCAGGGAGAGACAGAAACAGAAACGCAACAGUUUGGGUCUCACCCAUUCUCCAAGGAUAGCUCCGCCCACUACCACUGUUACCUUGGAUCCCGGUAGGGAAGUAGAAAGAGAGGAAGAUAGUCACUACAAACGGAAACACCGAAGCUGGGGGGUGGAAUUCUUUGGAGAGGAUAGCAGCAGGUUGUGUGGAGGAGAGGAGGGAGAUAAAACUCUGGAGCUCUUCCCUUUACAUCCGGAAGGCAGAUGACGAUCGAUGGGUUUUGAAUUUUGCUUCUAGUCUCUCCUUGUUGUUAUUUGAUUUACUUUCUUUCUUUUUCUUUGUUUGGGGAAAGAAGAAAGUCGGGUAAGUUGUUAAAUUGUCAAUGUAUUGGCUCCUCUCCUACUAUAUCUCUGACCAACCAAGCGCUUUUCUACUCUUUAUUCGUUAAUGGCGGAUCCUUUUUUGACUAA